Messenger RNA from Ostertagia ostertagi, 1179 nucleotides. NCBI's taxonomy places the organism in Eukaryota, Metazoa, Nematoda, Chromadorea, Rhabditida, Trichostrongylidae. The record is from the annotation of a GenBank genome assembly.
AUGCAACUCCAUCACGCCCCUCAAAGGCCUGAGUUCGCCUCGGUUUUGUACAAAGAAGUACGAUGUCAUCUACAUGAUUCUCGAAUGGCGAUCGUCUAUGGUCGGCCGCAGAAGCUGCUACUUUACUGCGAUAUUCAUUUCGCUAGAAUCAACGUCGACUCCAAGAACAUGGUCACCAUACAGCCGUCCCAGUCCAGUUCAGACGAAUGUUUCGUGUUCAUGUGUGCUCGUAGCGAGACAUUUCAACGUAUGCUCACAAAGGCUAUGAGAGAGAGAGGUCUGCAUCGAUAUCUGAGCAAGAAAAAUUCGGAAGGUGAUUGGAUGCCCGAUUUUGUGGUCCCAAAACGAAUAGAGCAAGCGGACACAGAAUCACAAUUCUCUCAUACUCUCAGCGGAUUGUUCAACUUCUUCAAUAUCGAGCAGUCGAAGCAGUCCAAACGGGUCAACCUAGACAAGGAGAAGUCGAAAUCAGGAUUCCAUGUAGGAGCUGCUAGUGGCCCCAAAGUUCACAGCAAUCUUGCACGAGCGAAUUCACUGGCGUUCUACCACAAUACAAAAGCGCCAGUGACUCGAGAUGAACCCGCUGUAAACUAUGUGAACAUUGGCAGGCAUAGUGUUUCGAAACCGAUUCUGGAUCGAGAGCUGUAUGCCACAUCAAGGAAGGCCAGCCGGUUCGAGCCUGCUGUGACGACUGCGUACGAAAAUCUCAACAACAAAGAUAGCAUAACACAAAAUCGACUGGCUAAUGUUAUACAUCGUAAGAGUCUACCCAACUAUAUCAACGCUCAGCAGUCAGCCCAGCUCAGAAAAGGUCCAGAUGAGAAACAGUUUUCCAUGCGUUCGCCAAGCCAUGGCUAUCGAAGAAAAUCGGAACUUGCACUAGUACACGCCAUGGAUAAGCCAUCGACAAGCAAAGGACGGUCCGUGGGUGAUCUCAAGGCGGCCAGGUUGGAGGAGUCGCGUUACGAAAAUUGGAGAAAAGCGAAAAAGUUCAUCUCGUCCUUCAAGCCGAAAUCUCAGUCGGAUUUGAAUCAACGGAACAAAAUGGUAAAAGGCGCCUUAUCUAAAGAUUUUGACCACGACCGCACAGCUUCGCCGUUCCUCUGUGAAGUGACGGUCAUAAAAUUGCAUGUCUCUGAUGGUACUUCGUGGGAAGUGGUUAACCUUAUAGAGCAGAUC